Umbelopsis ramanniana AG is the source of this 1261-nucleotide messenger RNA. RefSeq lists its product as uncharacterized. Gene Ontology annotation, molecular function: heme binding; ubiquinone binding. The record is from RefSeq and is a predicted model, not a curated record. The transcript has 4 exons. Lineage: Eukaryota; Fungi; Mucoromycota; Umbelopsidomycetes; Umbelopsidales; Umbelopsidaceae. Gene Ontology annotation, cellular component: membrane; mitochondrial envelope. The coding region runs from base 485 to 922 and encodes 145 amino acids. Gene Ontology annotation, biological process: mitochondrial electron transport, succinate to ubiquinone; tricarboxylic acid cycle.
GGCAAGUAUUGGUAUAUGGCAUUGUAUGGUAUCAUACAAUCGAUAUUGCGUGAGGGGAGGAUGAAUUGACUGUAUACCUAAUGACUAGCCUCUUCAUAUAGUUUAUUGUUGCUUUUGCUAUAGGCUCUCCUCGUUUUCCGCUUCGACACCUUUCAAAUAUUACCCACAAACAAUCGGGAGUCACUUGGCUUCGCCAGGAAAUUCAUAUGUUUCUAUGUCACAUUACUCAAGCCAAUAGCAAAGUACAUCUACUGAAUAAAUACAACCUCUCCCGCGUCCUGCAGUACUCAGAUUAACAUGUACUGUGACUGUGACCUUGAUAUGCUCGCCUUGGCGGUUCUCUCCGAUACGGCAGUGAAAAAUGCUGUGAUUCACGUGAAAGACCGGAGUGAUGACAUCAGCAGAAACGAAAGGCUCACCACAGGGGCUUCAUUGAGCGUUGCAAAGACCUUGAAUCGCAAACUACCCCACUCUUCAGUUCCAAAUGUCAGCCGCCAUUCGUCAACAUGCUGUCCGUGGCCUCAUGAGAGCAAGACCCAUGACCAUUUCUAGAAUUCACACCACUGCCGCGGUUUCCCAGGUUGGCACAACUCACGCCCCUGAUCGUGUACACGGUUCUUAUCAUUGGGAUGUUGAGCGUGCUGCUUCAGCUGCCCUCGUACCUCUCAUGGCUGCUCAGCUGGCUGUUGGAGCUAACCCCGUCACCGAUGUCUUACUUGGUGUCGUUCUUCCAGUUCAUCUUCACAUCGGUUUCGACGCAUGCAUAACUGAUUAUUAUCCCAAACACAAAUCCCCCGUCAUGAACAGACUCAUGACAUACACUUUGACUACCGCUACUGCUGGUAUUCUCAUCGGAUGCUUUCAGUUCAAUAUGCAUGAUGUUGGUAUCACAGAGUUUAUCGCUCGCAGUUGGACCGCUUAGUGGUUGAUCCUCGGUACACCAAAAAUAAUAAAAAUAAAAAAGAUCAUCUCAACGAUUUCAUGGACCCGUUUUUAAUUCUUAGCUUAAACUCGCCACCCUCAGGUGAUCAUUGGCUUUCCCGUAGAGGCGUCAUUUGAAUGAUGGGCCAUGCCGAUUUUUGUGAAUUUGUAUCUUUUUGCUAUCUGUGGCAAGGAAAAUGGUUGCUUCUAUUAUGUUUAUCCACUUGUAGGCAUCAGUAAUAGCUUUCCAGUUGGUUUUUUUUUUUUUCCAUUUCAUCUUAAUGCCAUGUGGAGCAGGAACUCUUAUCUAUGUGAUAUUAUUGUAGUGCGCACCGAACAU